Prorocentrum cordatum is the source of this 1395-nucleotide messenger RNA. Lineage: Eukaryota; Dinophyceae; Prorocentrales; Prorocentraceae. The record is from the annotation of a GenBank genome assembly.
GAGCCCGUGGUGUUCGCGAAGGUAAUGGAGAACCCUAUGAGAUCCUGGAUCGACGAACGGGCGGUGAAUGAGACGGCCACGCACCUGAGGUGCGGCAUAUAUAAUUCUUUGUGCUGUGGGGCGACGACCGUGUACGCUGACGAUAUAUUCGAUAAGAUGCCGAUCGACGAUACGACACAGACCAAGAUCGAAGAGAAACUAAAACACAGCGAUGACGUGCUCGAUGGGGUAUUGGGGGCAAAGGGUCUUAUUCAGAACUAUAAUAAGCGAGAAACCGUACCUUGCCUUCGCAGUCAUCAAGCGAACCGAGACUUCUCGGCCGAGUUUAGGAUGGGCAAGGCACGAGCUAGAGCUAGAUACCUGGGCUGCCGCUACGCCUGGAAUCUAUCGAGCAUGGAGGAGUUUCGCUAUCGCUGCGCAGCCGUCCACGCUGGGUGGGGGAAGCUUGGUAAGUUCUGGACCAGCCGUACUAGUAAGUCCCUGAAGAUACUGGCCUUUAGGGGCCACGUGGUGGAAGCAGCCUUAUCAGCGAACGAACCCUUCGUGUUCCCGAGGGCCCAGACCCAGCAGCUGGACGGGAUUAUAACUAAGUACCUUCGUGUUUUGGAGCGUGGCAAAGCCACGGACUGGACAGGCGAGCACCCGCACUCGUCAUCGAAUUCGACGCUUAGGCAGAGGUGGCGCCUGAUACCGAUCCGCUUCGAGCAGGCGGCCAGACGCUUCGGAUGGGUGCAGCAGAUGGCCAGGGACGCCCUCGCGCACCAGCAGCGGGCGUUCCCAGCCAUGGCACUGGUGCUGGCGAGCGGCACCGACAGCAAGAAGGAGCCCGAGUUCCAGCGAGCGGUCAGGCGCCGCGACGAGGGGAAUGGCGACCAGAAGGCGCAGAAGACCACCGCAGGCGUCAAUGGCCACAACAAAGGGCUGUACGUGCUGAUGAUGAAAAUGCUGCUAUCGCUCGCCCAGAGCCGUCGGAACAUCGAGGGGGUGCUGUUCGACGUGCUGAUCGUACCAGCCGAGCUCCCCGAGGUGCUGAAGAUGCAGGAGCAGGGCUCGGCCUACAACACCCAGGUCCAGGCAAAGGGCAAGGGCCACGGGCUCGGCGCCCCCCACCUGUUCGUGUUCGGGGGUCUAUUGGAGGCGCUACUGCUGCGCCAACAGAGCAUCGGCAAAGUGAACUUCGAGAAGCUGACCGAGUUCAAGGCUCGGCUCCAGACACUAGACUACGAAGGAAAGAUGGACAUCAUCCGCUUCACCAAAGUAGACAGGUGCUACGACCAGGGCAAGCGCAGGAUCACGCUGUGCCUCCAGGAGGGCCGCAAGGAGGUGAUCAGCGCCCUCCAGCAGCUGGGCGCGGAGCUGAAAUCGGGCAGAGCGCCGGCGAAGAGAGUUGCAGGA